AUGAAUUGGACUGUGCUUCUCUUUAAGGGUCCUUUGAACAGGCAAUAUCAGUCCAUCCCUUCGUUUCCAAUCCAAAAGAACUGUGAACACUUUUUUCAUACUCGGUACUUGCUUGCCCUUUCUCAGGAUCGGUCUCGCCAACCAGCAGUGCUAGCUGCUGUCACAACUGGUGGGCAUCGUGGCAUCCUGUCUAGUCUCAUGCAAAAGCCAUUGAUUUUUUUAUCAGUGGUACAUCAAAGUGGUCAGUUGUUUUUGUUGAAGCUUUAUUAUCUUUUUUCACUCUUUUGGUCUCAUCAUCAGGUUGCUCAGCUAUGCGUGAGGCUGGGAUCGAUUACAUUGAGAAACCUUAACACUUGCAUUUGGUUGGCUUUAGUUCAUAUUCUAGAAACUUUCAUGGAUUUUAGUAACCCAGCUGCUGCAUUGUUUAGAGAGUUGGGUGGUUUAGAUGAUACCAUCUCCCGUUUGAAGGUAGAAGUCGAAAAUGGCUUGAAGCAACAAGGGUGGUCGAGAAGUUUGCAAACUCUUUCAAGUGCUUCCUCUGAGCUAGAUAAUAUGCAUCCAUUUUAUUCUGAUGCAUUAGUUUGCCGGCGGUUACUGAUGAAAGCUCUCUUACGUGUAGAUAGGAUAGGAAGCAAGUCAGUUAUGAAUAAGCUAGUGAUGCCGGCUAGCCAGCUUGGCGCCAACUCCUGGGCUCAGAUGGUGGCUUACGCCGUGAUGUGCAAAGAGCGAGAUUGGGACCCAUUGAUGCCUUCGACUGACAAAGGGUCUGGACUCUUCUUUAUUGUUGCUAAAAAGAAGAAGAUUUUUGAGAAGUUUAAUAACGCUCAUCACGAAAAGUAUAGGUGGUUUGGGAUAAAGACCACAGACGAGGGUUGGGUUAGCUUUUUGGUAGGAAAGGCGGUCACAUACUAG
Messenger RNA from Striga asiatica, 912 nucleotides. The record is from the annotation of a GenBank genome assembly. NCBI's taxonomy places the organism in Eukaryota, Viridiplantae, Streptophyta, Magnoliopsida, Lamiales, Orobanchaceae.